AUGAGCCGGGACAUUAGCCCACCUCCGGCAAAACGGCACAAGAUAUUGGCUCAGACGACUGGAUCGACUGCGAAGCAAAGUCCAACGACGCCACAGCCUCUGCCACCACUGCACACGAAUAGCAUCCGAAUCUUCUCAUGGAACGUCAAUGGAAUCGCUCCUUUCUUGCAAAAGUCCAUAAAGUCGUUCUUCGCUGCGUCGGACCCCCAAGAUAAAGAAGACAACAUCCCUCCUCCAUCACUUCGAGGCAUUUUGCAGAGACACAAAUGGCCCUCUAUCCUUUUUCUGCAAGAAGUCAAAAUCGCAACCAAAGACACAAAGACCCAAGACGCGGUCAAGGCCGCCGUGAACACCAAAUUCCCAUCAGAAACCGACGACGAAGGCCCAACAUACGAAGCGCAUUUCACACUUCCGAAUGAUCCACACAACGCGCGCGGCCUACGAGGCAGUGGAAAACUCUACGGCGUAUGCAGCAUCCUCCGCACCGACCUCCAAAACCCCUACCAGAUCAACAUCCGAACAGUAGACUGGGACAAAGAAGGCCGCAUCUCCAUCGUCCAACUCACCGGCAAAUCCGCAAAGCUCGCCAUCUUCAACAUCUAUGCCGUCAACGGCACCUCCAACCCUUACCGCGACCCAACAACAGGCGUAGUAACCGGCACACGCCACGACCGCAAACUCCAAUUCCACCGCCUGUUGAUGCAAGAAUGUCUGGAUCUCGAAGCAGCAGGUUGGCGUGUGCUGCUCGCAGGCGACAUGAACGUUGCGCCCGACGCGCGCGAUGGACAUCCCAAGCUCCGAACAUUCCCCAAGCAGCAUGCGCUCAACCGGGCGGAUUUUCACGAGAGGUUUCUGGAGGGGACGGGGCUGGGUGGCGUGGAUGUGUGGCGCGAGAUGCAUGGGAAUGAGCGGCGGUAUACGUAUUAUCCGAGGGGGAGGGAGUGGGGGUCGAGUUGUGAUAGAGUGGAUUAUGUGGUUGCUGGGAGGGGGGCGUGGGAUGCGGGGAUGGUGAAGGCGAGUGGGAUCUUGGAUACUGAGGGGGAGAGGGGAAUGAGUGAUCAUUGUCCGGUUUGGGUAGAUGUUGGGCUUGAGAGAAGGGAUGGGGAAGAUGCGGGAAAAGUACAGCAAUUGUGA
Molecule: messenger RNA, 1134 nt
Organism: Parastagonospora nodorum SN15
Lineage: Eukaryota; Fungi; Ascomycota; Dothideomycetes; Pleosporales; Phaeosphaeriaceae
Exons: 1
Coding region: 1-1134 (377 amino acids)
Biological process (GO): base-excision repair
Cellular component (GO): nucleus
Molecular function (GO): double-stranded DNA 3'-5' DNA exonuclease activity; DNA-(apurinic or apyrimidinic site) endonuclease activity; phosphoric diester hydrolase activity
Source: RefSeq, a predicted model, not a curated record